Saitoella complicata NRRL Y-17804 is the source of this 4668-nucleotide messenger RNA. RefSeq lists its product as uncharacterized. Gene Ontology annotation, biological process: negative regulation of TORC1 signaling; intracellular signal transduction; positive regulation of autophagy. The transcript has 2 exons. Gene Ontology annotation, molecular function: GTPase activator activity. NCBI's taxonomy places the organism in Eukaryota, Fungi, Ascomycota, Saitoellomycetes, Saitoellales, Saitoellaceae. The record is from RefSeq and is a predicted model, not a curated record. Gene Ontology annotation, cellular component: GATOR1 complex. The annotation marks the transcript as partial.
CCGACCCUACAGAUCUCGGUUUCGUCUGCGAUAGCGAAUCUUUUCAACCUUCAAGCACGUUCGGCUAUCAACAUUGUCGCGGUAUCCAAGUCACUUGUCUCGGCUGAUUAUGUCGAGCUUUUCUUUCGCGACCAGUAUAUUUCCAGAUCCGACAUGUACCGCCUCUCACGAUCCCUCCUCAACACGACAAUCCACACGAACCAGAGCGUAUCCUCACAGACCUCGAUCCGAACAUCCAUCAAAAGCAUCUACGUCAAAGGGGAAAUCAUGGACAGCGCAUAUGUCACAGAACAUACAAAACCGAUUUUCCGUAGUGAGUCUGCACGGUACAGCAUCUUUAUCCAGAUGAGUCGCGAGAUGUGGGAGUUUGAGGAGGAUGGUGAAGUCUUGUAUGGAAAGGCUGUGGAUGGUUUCUUGCCGCAGUUAUUCAAGAGAUGGAAGAGUAUUGGUGCGCAUCAUCUGGUCUCUAUCGUGUUGUUUACACGAGUAAUCUAUGAUCAUGCGCCUCUGUGUAUGAUACGGAGACCCAUGGAUUCGGGAGAUGGCCGACCAGAUUGGCGUACUGCAGGCGGAUGGCACGAACAGCGACAUAAGGGCUAUUCGGAUUUCUUCCGUGUCGUUGUUGAUAACGUGAGCAGUGAUAAUUGGGCAGCAGCUCUGGCAGAACUGAAAAAGCAGUUUCACACAUUCCCGGCCGAAGUUUUGACACAAACGCUACCGGAUGGGUCGUCCAUGAUCUUGGGGCGGAUGUCGUAUGCGCUCCAGGGACCGAUAUUGGAGGCGAUCAAUGUUGCUGCGUAUCAGUUUACGCGGGAUUAUGUUGACCGUGAUUUACUGCGUACUGGUAUCAGUUUGGUUAUCGUCAGUCCCGGUACUGGCCAGUUUGAGGUUGACGGUGAUAUGCUACGGUUGACAACAGAGACGCUUGCGCAGAAUGGAAUCGCUAUUGAUUUGGUGUGUGUGAGCAAGAUGCCUUUACACAGCGUACCGUUGUUCAAAUACAAGGCACCAGAUGAUGAGGAGGGAGACGCGAAAGAUGACAAGGAUCAAAAGGGAGGAGUGGUGAUUGGCAGCUUCACAGCACAGAGUUACAUGAGUACGACGAGCACACUACGCUCGCUUCCCUUCCAGACAAACAAGAGGUUGUUUGCUAUGCCUAGAUGGUGCGAUAUCUCCUUCUGGUCAAGGGAUAAUUCGACAGCGACGCUUGCAAACAUAGGUCUUCCCCGACACCUGCGUGGAAGGAGGACCGAGUUUGUGCCAAGAUGUAAGAUGCAUGAGCUACAGAUGAUGGGAAUUAUGGAGAACGAGUUGUCGAGUAUUGCUAUUGCAUAUUUGCAUGAAGAUCGGCUGUGGAAAGAAUCGCAGAUGGGGGUCACGUUUGAGGGUGAGGAUGACGAACACAAGAAGAGAAGGAAAAAGGCAUUUAUGGACUUGUAUGAUGACCUUGCGUUCAGACCGGUUGAAGCUGCGGAAAAGGUUCUGGAGAAAGUUCGAAAGAGGACAGAGAAAGACCAGAAGCGGGAAGACGAUCUAUUGAGGAAAGCGGAUGCAGAAGAUGAGUUGUCGUUCGGUACGAGUUUUAGGCAUUCGGAGGCCGUGAAACAAGCGAAGAAGGACAAGAGAUGGGAGGUCGUGCUGGAAGAGCGGAGACAGAGACGAAAGCGGAGCAAGGCACAGCUGAAGACGCCGUUGACUUUGACUGGUGACCCAACGUUUGCUGCACCUCGACUAUCGUCGAUGCAUGUGCCAUUACCUAGUCCGUUGAGAAGUCCGGGACUCUCCAGCGAAGACGACACAGACCCAGGGAGUGAAGACGCGUCACCAAUCGGUGGAGAACCGUAUCCUACAGUGUUCUCGAAGCCCAGGGGAACAAGCCCGCAAAGGCCCAGGCUGACCCGACAAAUAUCAAAGAUCAGGCCUGCUCCUAGUUUGCUCAGUUUGUCGACGGCGAUAGCUACAGCUGCGACGGCCACAGUGACUGCGUCUCCUGCUAGUAGUGCGAGCGACACGAUCUUCUCUCGACGGUUUAAGUCGCCGAGCACAACGCCUAAGGGCACGUUGCAAGUGACCAACCGAGGCUCAUCAGUCCAGCCGAUCAUCAUAAAGGAGGCCUUGGCAAAGUCAGCCGCAAAGUAUCUUCAGAGCAAUGCCAACAAUGCCGACAGACUGAUUUCACCAGCAAGAUCACUGAGUCGAAGAGCUGCUGCUGGUGGUAUAGGUGGUUUAGCCAUGAGGAGGGAGCGAUCAGGUAGUCCGGCACCGCCGCUCAAACCAGCCGACAAAAAUGUUGCGAAAUUGGUUCAUGACCCAUGGCAGAAGAUCGUGAACCCCUCGAACCCGAGCAAGAAUGUACUGACACUCAACUCGCACUGGCGAAGGUGGCAACAUGUUUUCCCACGUCCGCUGAGUGUAGCGAGUGUGAAGUGGAAGUCAAUGUGUACACCGGCCUCGUUACCGCUGACAACAGAGUACUUUCCUUCUGAUGAAGAACUGAAGAAUGAGUUCCGAGAGUACACUUAUGUCAUCACCAUUGAUCCGGAUGAAGACAUGAACCAAAGGGAUUUGAUGACGGAGAUGAUUACGGUCCGUUUGAGUCAGGGCUUUCAGAUCGUGGUGACUGUUGCUGCCGCAAACCAGAACCAACAGCCAACUAGGGAGUUCAUGGUAGGGAUGACCGAAGGACCGCUUAGUGAACUUGGGUCGGUUGUUUAUUUGUCGAUGGGCAAUCACAUUCAUCGCAUCACCGCAGAGUCCUCCGGGUAUAACAUCGAGGUGAAGCGAUAUGUACGUGCAGCUGCGGACGUGCCUGAUGUGAGCUAUCAUUGCAACAUUGCACACGUCUUCGACUCCACGUACACAUCCGCAGACGUCGAUUUCCGAUACCCCAAGGCUGACAUGUACAACUGGAAUUACGUGGACCAGUUGUUAGCUGGCUAUGAGGAUCGUCUGACAGACGCUGCGCGAUAUUGGCGUGCUCGGUUCGUCCUUAUUCCCUUUGAUCCUCCGAAGAAUGCUGGUAUCGGCCCACAAAACACUGAAGAGCUCAACGACGAGGAGUUGCAUCUUGCUGGCAUUUACAAACUUAGCGAGAUCUUCCAGAAAGGACAGUGGCUGGCUCCUGAGGAACGUCGUACUCAGAAAGCAAAGAAGGUCAAGGAUGUUAAUGUCCUUGAUCUUGUAUUCACUACGCUUGAUCCGCAGGUUUUCGUCCGACAAGAGUUGGAAACUCUACUUAGCGGUGAUGUGACGACCCUAUCUAGAAAGCCGGCCCUGCUCAUCGGCUCUGAGCGAUUAAAGAAGGAGAACAUGUCAUUAUCCACCCUCGCACAAGAAAUGCAAGGAGAAAAGGGCAUCCGAAUGCAGGAUAGGCGCUGGCAUUUCAGAACAUACGAGAAUGUCUUCAUCGGAAGCGACUUCGUCAAUUGGCUGUUGCAAAACUUCAUCGACGUUCACACCCGAGAAGAGGCGGUGGAAUACGGGAACGAGCUACAAACAGCCGGCCUGUUCGAGCACUGUGAGAAACGCCAUCAGUUUCUUGACGGUCACUACUUCUACCACCUUCGAUCGGAAUACGCCAAAUCAAAACCAAGCAAAGGAUGGUUCGGUCUGCGCAAAGCCCCUUCUACGGUGAGCACGCCAGUUUCAGAGCGUCCUCCCCCCCUUUUCAAAUUCCAGACAACUGACGUGGUUCCGUCUCAGUCAAGCCUCGGUGGUAUGUUUGGUGAGUCUUCCGGUAAGGGCGUUACGAGUUCUCCAGCGCCCGUGCGCAUCAAACCGAGGAUCGAUUUGUCUACCAUUAUGCGGUACGAUGUGGAUCCGCAGCGCAAGUCUUUUAGACCUGAGAUUGUUACGUUGCAUUACGACCGCAUAGUGAACCCUGAGAACUGUUACCACGUUCGCCUGGAGUGGCUAAACGUCACAUCGAAGCUUAUCGAAGAUACAUUGCAGAUGUGGGCCAGGACAGCUGAGAAGUACGGACUGCGUCUCGUGGAAGCCCCAUUAACGGAAAUUUCCUCGGUCACCAGUCUUAACCCAUUGCAGACGGCGUUGAAGAUCAAGCUCGCUCUCGAUCCCCCCUCAAUCCCGCAGGAGCUCGGCCAACAGCCAGGAACGCCAGGCUCAGACGUCUCAGUGAUCGAACCGAUGUUCUACCAAAUCCAACUCCUAAAACACUUCGGAUUCAUCCUCGACCACGUCUCAGCCUCCUCCUUCCCCGCAAACGUCGACGUCCGAUAUUCCUGGGGCAAACCCUCCUACAAAUACUGCCAAUACAUCCACCGCUCCGGUAUCGCGUUCACCCAAAUCGACGACGACGGCCAAAUAUACUGGCUCACGAACCGUAUUUUCGCAUCUCGACAAGCGAGUGGGGAUAGACGUGCCUUGGCAGGCUCUCCGGAUCCGGAUCAGUUGCGGAAUGAGUUUCUGGCGUUCGUGGGGGAUUCGGAGAAGUUGUCGGCGUUUUAUGAUGAGGCUAGUGUGAAGCUUUGGCAGAGGUCAAGUCGAAGGGGGAGUGGGGAUACGAUGAUUACGGUUAAUGAUCCUAGUCCGGAGAUUAAGUUCAGUGGGAGUUUGAGCAGUGCUGCGAUAUUGCCUGGGUUGAGCGAGAGAAGGGGGAGUGGAAGUGUCAAGAGCAUGUUUGGGUUCAUUGCCGAGGAUUUACCUUGA